Messenger RNA from Papaver somniferum (opium poppy), 1281 nucleotides. RefSeq lists its product as uncharacterized. The coding region runs from base 86 to 856 and encodes 256 amino acids. The transcript has 6 exons. Lineage: Eukaryota; Viridiplantae; Streptophyta; Magnoliopsida; Ranunculales; Papaveraceae. The record is from RefSeq and is a predicted model, not a curated record.
GUAACUUAACGAUCCUUUUCAUCUCUGAAACCCAGGCGGAGAGAGCGAGCUACAGCAGACUAGAGAGUGUUGAAAGUUGAGAGAGAUGUUAUCUGCAAUGAAAUUGCAUGUAUCAAAUCCCACGAUAACAUCUCUAAAUAAAACCAUUGAUGCUCAACGUAAGAUAAUCUCCAUUAAAAACACUCAAAAUCAUAUCUCGUUUCAACCAUUAACAAAUCUUAAUAAUAACAACAAUCAGUCCUCCAAGCUUCUUCAAAUUUCUUCAAUUUCACUUCAAUCGGAGUCACCUUCUCAACUAACCUCAUCCAUUGGAUCUCCAUCAUCAUCAUCUGUUCCAGUUAUUCAAUUAAACCUCACUAAUCGUCAUAUCUUGGUAUUAAAUGCCAUUGCUUGUCUGGCAGCGGUGUCGACGUGCUGGCUAUGUUUCUCUGCGAUUCCAGCGCUUUUGGCAUUUAGGAGAGCUGCUGAGUCUAUAGAGAAGCUACUUGAUGAUGCUAGAGAGGAACUUCCGGAUACAAUGGCUGCUGUUCGCUUAUCUGGCAUGGAGAUAAGUGACCUAACAAUGGAGCUCAGUGAUCUUGGACAGGAGAUAACACAGGGUGUUAGACGAUCCACCAGAGCUGUUCGUGUUGCCGAAGACAGGAUUCGUAGUUUUACAAAUAUAAAGCCAACUGCACUGAUUCAGGAGCAAGCCAGUCAACAAACUAAAACUACGGGACCACCGUUAGCUACAAAUGUGAGGGGCGUCCGCGAGGGGAUUGUGAAAGGACGUCAAAUUUUACAGAGUUUCUUUAGUUUCACUCAGUUUUCUAAGAUGGCCUUAACUUAUUUUGCCAUGCGAGGAAAGAAGCCAUGAGCAACUGAUUCAUGUAUCUACUUCCUCUCCAUCUAUCACAGCAGAAAUCAAAGGGUACGGUCAUUGCGCCAUGUUGCCAGAGGAAAAGAGAACGUCAAGUAGCAAACAUAUGUAUAAUUGUAAUCACCUUGCAGUUUUGCUGUCUGACCAAUCCAUGUUACAACAACAGCAAUCACAACAGUUGAUGUACGCAGUAGCAUGUACAGUACAACUCUUCAUGGUUGUUCCUGACAUUUGUUCGGUCACACAAUCAGAUCUUUAUAGUUCGAUUAACUGUUACCAUCUCUCCAGUCUUUGAUUUUGUUGGACUAGUGGGUUUAGGCGUCUAAUCUCGAAAGGAAUCCCUUUUUAUUCAGUCCUUCUUUCUCAUGUCAAUUCCUUUUUGUUUUGUUAAAUAAUUCAUGUGGUUAGGUAAUGGUGGCCUA